AUUCCAUUGAGCAUUGUUGACAUCACUAAAUCAGUGUCCAAGGAAGGGUAUUUUCUCUGUAUCCAACUAUGGAUGAUGAGACAAACAAGAACGAGAAAUUUACAUCAAAAUUCACUAGCAGACUAGGCCAUGUACGUCCAAAGCGUUAUAGAACGAGAUACAGUGAGUAUGUGCAUGAAAUGAAGAAUUCUAGAGAUGAUUGUGAGGAAACAGCAACACAAUCGGAGAAGACAUUGACAGAGUCCAAAGAGCUGAUGAGUGAAGGUACUCGGGAGCAAUUACAUGUGGACAAUUCAACAUCAGAUUCAGAAAACACUUAUUUUCAAAAUAACUUCCCGCUUCCUGAAAUCCAAGAUGUCAAUGAGCCAUAUAGAAAUGCAAUUCCAUCUCAAGAUCUGGUGGAUGAAGAAUUUGAUGCUAAUGUUUCUUAUGAAGAGAUAAACAAUGAAGAUGCAGGAGAUGAUGAUACACCUUCAACCUCAAAACAUGAUGGUUUGAUUGAAGACCUGUUAUCUCGUCUGAAAAAUGAAAAUGAACAGUGGGAGUCUUCCAAAAUUGAUGACGAAAAUGAAGAAGAAGGAGAAGAAGACUUUGAAGAUGCCACAUCUAUAGAUGGAGAAGAAUCUGUUCAACCAGGCCACUGCAUGAAGACAUCAACCAGUGUGCUGUUGAUAUGGAUGUAUAUUAUUACACAUUCACUCACAUCUGCAAAGGCAUCAGACUUGCUGGCAUUGAUUAAUCUUCAUCUUCUUGUCUCAAAUCCUGCCUUGAAAAGCCUACACCAUUUGAAAAAGUUUUUCAUUCACUUGAAAAGUCCCAUGAUUAAACAUUACUUCUGCUCCUACUGUUUUACUUUUGUUCAAAAAGAUGCAAGAUGUUGUCCAAAUGACAUGUGUAGUAAUAAUCUGAAGUUAAAAGGUGCAAUGGAUUUUUUCAUUGAACUAGACAUUGCAAAUCAGUUAUCAAAUCUGUUCACAAAGGAUGAAUUUCGGAAAAACCUAAAACACUGAUAUAAAAGAAUAAAAAAGAACAAAGAUAACAUCGAGGAUAUAUAUGACGGUUCAUUGUACAGGAGCUUUACUAAAGAGGGGGGCAUAUUACACCAGAGUAACGAAAACAACAUUUCCUUUACACUCAACACUGAUGGUGUGCCAAUCUUUAAAAGUAGCAAGACUUCUAUUUGGCCAAUAUUUCUUAUGGUUAAUGAAUUGCCGUUUAGGAUGAGGAAACAGAGGGAAAAUAUGAUUUUAUGUGGACUGUGGUUUGGACAAGAUAAACCUCCAAUGAACAUGUUUUUUGAUCCUUUUCAAAAAUCUGUGCAAAAAUUAUGUAAUGGAAUGGAAAUAAAAGUCAAUGAAGAGAUUAUUAUUGUGAAAGCAAUCCUCAUGUGCCUUUCAUGUGACAUCCCUGCAAGAAGUGCAGUUAUGAACAUGAAUCAACACAAUGGAGAAAGUUCAUGUCCUAAAUGCAUGCAGAAGGGUGUAAAUACAAGAACUGCAGCUGGUGGUAACAUUCGGACAUUCCCAUAUGAUUCAUCUGAUCCAGCAGGGCCAGAACGGAUAUCUACACAAGUUUUGAAUGAUGGUAUAAGUGCAAAUGAGUGUCAGAAAACUAUUA
Molecule: messenger RNA, 1617 nt
Organism: Saccostrea cuccullata (small rock oyster)
Lineage: Eukaryota; Metazoa; Mollusca; Bivalvia; Ostreida; Ostreidae
Exons: 2
Coding region: 69-1010 (313 amino acids)
Source: RefSeq, a predicted model, not a curated record